AAGCAAUGGUGAGUUCUGAAGAAGUUCAAGUGAUAAUGGUGAGCCUAGCCCUGCAAGGUCACAUGAACCCCAUGUUGAAGCUGGCCAAAGUGCUUGUAUCAAAGGGGGUUCAUGUCACCCUUGCCACCAACGAUGUUGCACGUAAGCGCAUGCUGGACUCUAAUAUCUCCACCAACUUCAUCUCCAAGAACAGCCCCGGUCGUCUCACUCUUGAGUUCUUCUCCGACGGUCUUAGCCACGAGUUCGAUCGCGAUAAGGACACCGGGACGUUCCUCGCCUCACUUAAGGCAAACGGACCCACGAAUGUCUCGAAUCUCAUUACUGAUCUCAAGGCUAACGGCAAUCAAUUCUCAUGCCUUAUUACCAGCCCUUUUAUCCCUUGGGUGCCAGGAGUUGCCACUGAACAUGGGAUCCCUUGUGGUGUACUUUGGAUCCAAUCUUCAACUGUUUUCUCCAUUUAUUAUCAUUGUAUUAAGAGUCCAAACUUGUUUCCCAGCUUGGAAAACCCUAAUGGGAUUGCAAAACUUCCUGGAAUGCAAGAGCUCACAGUAGGUGAUCUUCCGACUUUCAUGUUACCUAUUAGCCCUCCACAUUUCCGGCUAUGGGUCACCGAAUUCGUUUCAGUUUUGAAUAAGGUAAAAUGGGUUUUAGGGAAUUCGGUUCAUGAACUUGAAGAGGAGACUGUGAACUCUUUGGCAUUGGUUAGACCGAUUUAUCCGAUUGGUCCAUUGGUGUCACCCAUCCUACUAGGAAAGGAAGAAACAAUUGAAGGAAGUGUUGAUAUGUGGAGAGCACAGGAUUAUUGCAUCGAAUGGCUCAAGAAGCAAGAGUCGUCCUCGGUGAUCUACAUCUCAUUCGGUAGCAUCAUUAUGUCAUCAGAGAAUCAAAUUCAUAGCAUCGCCACGGCAUUGAAGAACAUCAAAAGACCAUUCCUCUGGGUCGUUAAAGCAUCAAACUCGAGAAAAGACGAGUUCCCUAGCGGAUUUUUGGAAGAGAUCAAAAAGGAGAAAUGGGGCCUCGUUGUUUCAUGGUGCCCUCAAGAGAAAGUGUUGAUGAACCGAGCAGUGGCUUGUUUCGUGACACAUUGCGGAUGGAAUUCGACGCUGGAAACCGUGGUGGCCGGCGUGCCGGUAGUCGCGUAUCCGGAGUGGACGGAUCAACCGACGAAUUCAAAGCUGCUGGUUGAUUUUUUCAAGAUUGGCGUGAGGAUGAGGAACUGUGGAGAAGAGGGACUGAACGUGGAAGAGGUUGAGAGGUGUAUUAUGGAGGUGAUUGAUGGACCAGGAGCCAUGGAGAUGAAAAGAAGGGCAAUGGAGUUGAAAGAGGCUGCUAAGAAAGCACUGGAAGAUGGUGGUUCUUCUAAUCGGAACUUUGAUAGAUUUAUCUCUGAAAUCACCGGAAAACCAUACAUCAAUAACGUUUGAUCCAUG
Molecule: messenger RNA, 1430 nt
Organism: Hibiscus syriacus
Lineage: Eukaryota; Viridiplantae; Streptophyta; Magnoliopsida; Malvales; Malvaceae
Product: UDP-glycosyltransferase 84B2-like
Exons: 1
Coding region: 6-1424 (472 amino acids)
Molecular function (GO): UDP-glycosyltransferase activity
Source: RefSeq, a predicted model, not a curated record